AUGGUACCGUCAGUGUUUGGAGCUGACGUUUGGAGUGGAACAAGAGCACAUACUACAAUCGCUGAGAAGACUUCUGUCCGUCAAGUUUGUGUGCAAGUUAAAACUGAUUGUUUAAAUGAUCAGGUACGUUGCUUCUGGGAAUUAGACUCCAUAGAGAUACAAGAUGCGCAGAAACGAAGAAUGACUACUCGCGAUGAAGACAUUUUAUCAGAAUUUCACAAAACUUACAACACUGAAGACAAUCAAAGAAUUGUGUCUCUGCCUAGAAAACCAUUGGUCACACUUUUGCCUAUAAACAAAAUUAUAGCAGAAAACAGAUUUCAUUCUCUUCAAAAAAUACUUGCAUCUAGUGAUGUGUUAAAGACACAAUAUGACAAAUGCAUGCUGAAUUACAUUGAACAAAACCAUGUUGAAAUUUGUUCCAUAGAUGAAUCCAAUGAGAAGCCAGUAUAUUACCUUCCUCAUCUUGCUGUAAGAAAGAAAACGCAAUCUAAAACCAAGAGGAAAUUUGUGUUUGACGCUUCCUCGCAUGCUCCAAGAAUGCCUUCACUGAACGAUACCUUGGAAGCUGGCCCGAAUCUUCUUUCUGAAACUAUCGGUUGUCUACUAAGAUUUCGAUUGCAUGAAUUCACUGUUACAUGUGAUGGUAAACAAGCUUUCUUACAGUUGUCACUACAUACAGAAGAUAGGGACGUCACAUGUGGUACAAAUUAA
Stegodyphus dumicola is the source of this 714-nucleotide messenger RNA. RefSeq lists its product as uncharacterized. The record is from RefSeq and is a predicted model, not a curated record. Lineage: Eukaryota; Metazoa; Arthropoda; Arachnida; Araneae; Eresidae.